GCGGCCUCCCGGAAGUGCGCGCUGGAGCCAGAAUGGCGCAGAAGUGGAGCGGCGGCUGCAGCUCAGGUGUCGUUUGAUGACAAAUUCACCGAAAAUCACCGGAAACCGGAGACCGGAGCGCGAGGUGGACGGGGAACCCGCGGAGGACACGCGCCGCCGUCGGGGACGCACACACGCGCACAGGUGAUGGCGGAGCGGCGAGGCGAGUGUUUGUGGAAGAAACACGUGGCGGAGCAACUCAAGCUUAGAGACCGAGAGCAGAGACAGGCCUUCGAGGAGAUCAUCCUGCAGUAUAACCGUCUCCUGGAGAAGGCGGACCUGCAGGCUGUCCUAUCGGAGCGUUACCAGGCCGACAAAUAUGACGUUCAGAGAGGCCACGAGUCCAGUGCGGCGGACUCGAGCCGCAGCGACGCUCUGCAGCAGGAGAUGGCUCAGAUGAGGAUCCGGCACCAGGAGGAGCUGACGGAGCUGCACAAGAAACGAGGCGAGGUGAGUGCUUGCCGGCGUGCCGCCAAGCCUGAGGCGGGGUUAGGGGGACGUACAGUGUUCGUCCUCAGCAGGCGUCGGAGCGCCAACUCUUUCAGCACUUCACCGGAGAGCAGCGAGGCCCCAUCAGGCGUCUGCGCUGAGGUCCGCGUGCCGACCACGGCGCUGCACGUCUUCGAAGCCCACGACGGCGAGGUGAAUGCUGUGAGGUUCAGCCCUGGCUCCCGUCUCCUAGCAACAGGAGGGAUGGACCGCAGGGUGAAGCUGUGGGAGGUGGUGGCAGGUCACUGCGAGCCCAAAGGAGCGCUGACCGGCAGCAACGCGGGAAUCACCAGCAUCGAGUUCGACAGUGCUGUGAGUGUCCACGCGGCGGAAGGAUGCGGCGGCGUUACUUCCGUGACCUCGGCUGACUCUGUGUGUUUGUUCAGUGCGCAGGGUUUCAAGUGUGGAGCUGAUUGGACCAGAGUGACCUUCAGCCCUGACGGGAGCUACGUGGCCGGCGGAUCAGCUGACGGCGCUCUGUACAUCUGGAAUGUGCUGACGGGGAAAGUGGACCGGACUCUAGACCGGAACCACAGCUCAGCCAUCAACUCGGUGUCCUGGUCGCCUUCAGGAGCCUACGUGGCAAGCGUGGAGAAAGGCAGUCGCGCCAUCUUGUGGUCAGACAUGUGACCGGGCCCGAGGAGGCGGAGUCAGGCUGUGGGCAGCCAACGGCGGCCCCUCUGCCAUCUUCAUCGUGGUGAAGAUGAAGAGGAUUCCCUUGACUGUGGAGGCGAGCUGCUGUGUUCUGUUUCUGCAGCUUUUCAUGUUCAGCAUCAUUUUAAUGACCGGGAGGAGGCGGAGCCACAUGCGGCGCCGCAGCUGCUGAUGUGAGGACGGCCAGUCAGGUGACACGUUGGAAACGCAGAGACAUUUCACUGUUGACACUUCCUCUCCUCACUGCACAGGACGCCUCAGGAAACAGGAAGUGCGUGCACCGACCAAUCAAAGAUUAAAGAAACUGUCGUGUGGUUUGUUCCUGCGCUCGGCAAUGCCUCAUUUCUACCUCGCCGCUUCGCUCGCGCCAGGUACUGCUGACUUCCUGUUGUUCGUUGUCCACUGCAGACAGAACCGCGUCCUCGCUGUGACAUCAUCAGCAGGACAGCGUGUCGUGUUCUGAACGCGGCGCCGGCCCGAGCCUCGACAGGUGGUCAGCACGAGCCUCAGUGGAAACAAGGAGGGGGCGGAGUGGAAAUGAGGCCGUUUGGACCGUGACGUGAACGCCAUCAGUGAUGUUUUUCCACAAACAGGAAGUGGACCUGUGACAGACCUGUGUGGGUUUGUGUUUGAUUCACAGGUGUGUUGCAGACUGUUCAGCACUGACCUCGCGUGGACAGACGGGCGCAUGUGAUUGUGUAACCUGAUGAUUGUAAAUGUCCUGUAAAAGUCCUGAUGAAUAAAUCCUCUGACACACGA
This is a messenger RNA of Neolamprologus brichardi, 1941 nucleotides long. NCBI's taxonomy places the organism in Eukaryota, Metazoa, Chordata, Actinopteri, Cichliformes, Cichlidae. The record is from RefSeq and is a predicted model, not a curated record.